CUGAUCAAAUGGCACAUUCGCGACCUCGCCGGAUCGGAUGGUACUGUACCAUCUGUAGUAUUCCGUAUCCCUCCACCAGAUCCUAAGCUGACAGCUUACCUGAACCGUCUCCUGCAGCAAUUCGAAAAGCUGAAGAAGUUGUGGGAGAAAAAACAUCGUAUGGUUCGCUUCAACAUGGUGCUCAACACCAUGAAAACUAUUCAAGGUUGGGAUCUCGACACAUUCAAUGCCAUAGACCCUGAACAACGAGACGCAAUUAUGCGUGCACUGAAUGACGACGCUAACAAGUUACUGGCCGAGAUGGAUCCAAAUGAUCCGUUGGCCUUACGUCUGAAGGAAGAACUAAGACGUACAAACGAACACUUCUGGGAUUUGCUGAAUGCUAGUCAGAAACCACCAGAGCCCGACCACUCAAAUCUCUUCGAUGGACAAAUCGGUGAACUCCUCAGAAAGCUGGAAGAGGCCUGGAGAAAACUGAAUGAUAACGCAGGAAAGCCCAUAUCGCGAACUCCAGCAGAGCUUGAAAACGUCAUAAUGAACCACAAGUCGUUCGAAGACGCUCUGCAGGGCUUGGACGCAGAUGUUGCCAAUGUGAAAGAGCUCUUCCGACAGCUGCCCAACCCAACCCCUACCCAACGAGUCAACAACGAUAGGCUCAGUAGCCUUUGGGAAGAUCUUUGGGACUUGUCUCGCAUGUAUGUAGAAAGGAUCAAGGUCCUGGAAUCGGUCCUGAAUGGAAUUCUCGAAGUAUCUGACAUUGUCAAAGCUCACGAGAUCACCCUGAACUCGUUUGAUGACCUUCCGGCUGCUCUCGAUAAACUUCGUGGGCAUCACUCACAACUACUCGAAAUGAACAUGGUCCUUCAACAACAACAGUCUGUGAUCGACUCAUUGAACAAGAACGUGGCUCUUUUGAGACAACACGUUGCUCGCACUCGCAUCGGUCAGAGCAGUCAUCCUGAUGUCGACAGACUCGAGGACGAAGUCCAACAGUUGAAUGUUCGAUGGGAAAACGUCUGCUCUCAAGUUGCAGAGCGUCUCAAGGCUCUCUCAAGUUGCAGAGCGUCUCAAGGCUGCAGAACGUGCUCUGCAGACGCAGAUGGUUUACAGUUUGGUGAGGUACCUACAGCUCAGCUGAGGGUCAAAAACCCAUACAAAUCCUUUUCCAGGAGCGAAUACGAAAACGAGAUGGCAUGGCUCGACCGCGUGGAGGAGACGAUUAACAAGUUACGAAAACCGGAAGAAUUGCGUCCGGAGCAAUACCAACAACAGCUGGAUCUCCUGGUGGCCGAAUACGCCCAACUUCAAGAACGAACAGAAGCCAUCGAGAAUGUGAACAGAGAAGGUGGCAAAUUUAUACGAGAGGCAAAGGGCUAUGAUAGCCGUAUGGGACAGUUCCAUGACAGUAUUGUCGGGAUACAUGGACCGGCUAUCAAGCAGGAGUUCCGUCGAACUAAGCCCCAACCCAAGAAUGGUGCCCAGAUCGUCACCGAAGAAUUGGAAGCCCUUAACAGACGCUUUGCUCAGUUGAGCAGUUUAAUCCUUGAGCGGCGCAACACGAUGCAGGUUCUGAUUCAGAACUGGAAGCGUCAAAAGCAGGAAGAGGAGGACAUGAGGAAGGCUGACGAGGAAGCUAAACGACGUGCGUUUGAAGCUGCUCGUCUGAAAGCUCUUGAGGAUGCCGACAGGCUUAGAAAGGAGAGAGAAGCCGCUGAAGCAGCAAGACGUGCUGCCGAGGAGGCUGAACGGGCCAGACGAAUGGCAGCUGAGCUUGAAAGGGCCAGAUUGGCCGCUGAAGAAGCCAGAAGGCGCGAGGAAGAAGAGAGAAAGAGAAAAGAGGAUGAGGAACGACGUCGACGGGAAGAUGAGGAGAGGCGUCGGCGAGAUGAGGAGGAUAGACGUAAACGAGAGCGUGAAAGAGAGGACGAGGAAAGGCGCAGGCGAGAACGCGAGAAGGAGGAUGAGGAGAGACGCCGUCGUGAGGAAGAGGAACGCAGAAGGCGCGAAGAGGAGGACCGACGUAGACGACAACGUGAAAAAGAGGACGAAGAUCGACGCCGUCGAGAAGAAGAGGAACGCAGGAGGCGCGAGGAAGAGGAACGACGCAAAAAGAUGCCUCCUCUCAACAUUGUGCAAGGUAGCCAGAUCCAUGAAGUGGUUGGCCAAGAAAAUCCUGACGAGUUUGAGGUCAUUGGAGAUCUGCCUGGUGUGGCCAAAAUCACUGAGCAUGAAGAUGAAAUGCAAAUGUAUCAAGAAGAAACGGUAACAAAGACUCAGUUCUAUGAAAUGGAGGGAACAUUGCACAAGCAAACCGGAGAAAUCCUCACAUUCGUCGAAGCCGUCCGCCAAGGACUUCUCGAUCUCAGUGCUGGCGGUGGACAGUUCUUUGACAUUCAUUCUGGUCGCAUCAGUCUCGAAAAAGCUGUCGAACUGGGUUACAUUGACGGCACUUUCAACGAUGUCCUCAACACUCGAUAUGGUAUUCGUCAUCCAGAGACCGGUGCUGAAUUGACUCUUCUUGAGGCCAUACAGAUUGGCUUGUAUGAUCCUCAAACUAGACAUCUGUAUGACAUCCAUACUGGCGAACUACUUGAGUUGUACGACUGGGUUGCACGAAGGAUUGUUACCAUGGAUACUCAAAGGAAGCUCGUCAAAAUGGGUAUCCUAAAACUGCCACCUAUGGCCCUACAUAGUGCCAUCGACCAAGGAGUUCUCAACACGGUCUCCGGUCACUUUGUUGGAAAGUAUUCCCAUGAAUCCAUGCCUAUUAGAGAUGCUCUAUACCACGGCUACCUACAGCUCGUCUCACCGCAACAAAUCCCAAUGAUAGCCAUCACUUUAACUGAGGCUAUCAAACAGGGUUUCAUCAACGCGAAUAACGGCGAGUUUGUUGACAAAAAUACGAAGGACACGUUCACGUUGAGGGAAGCUUGCUCCAAGCAAUUCGGCCUUCUCAAUUUAUACAUUCCCGAAGUCGUGAACACUGCGGAUAACACUCGUUUGAAUCUCAAGGAUGCUAUGCUACGUAACGCCAUCAAUACUCGCAACGGGAACUUUACUGAUUUGCAGACACGACGCACGUUGUCUCUGCGAGAGGCAUAUCAAGAUGAUCUUAUCUCGAGACCAUAUUCGCUCACGGAAAUGUUCGAAAAGGAUCUCAUCGAUUCAACUAAUCACUUCAUCGAUCGUGGUACAAAGCACAGACAUACUAUUCUCGAAGCCAUUGCAGCCGGCCUUCUAGACGCUGAAGUGCGUCACAUUGUUGAUCCUGACGAGAAGGAUGUGAUUUCUAUAGCAGAGGCAAUGGAGAGGGGAAUACUUAGCGCCGAUGGAAAAAUUACUCUUGAAAAACAACAAAAGGAGUUCACCAUUCCCGAAGCUGUUAAGGAAGGACUUCUUAGCAAGCGGGUUCGUCAUAGUAUAUUCGAUGUCCGAGGCAUUCAGAACACACGCACUGGUCAGACGAUGAGCUUCAACGAGGCCUGCGAGGCUGGUGCUAUCAUACCAAAUGCUGAGCGUGUUGUCGACCUUGCCACUCAGGACAGUUACCUGAUAUCCGACCAGAAAGCGACAUCAAUCAUCGACCAGACUUUGCAUGAACUUCUUGUCAAACCCAUCGGAAUCCGAGGUGAUCGUGGUGAUUACGAUUUGAACCUAGUUCGAGCUGUAUCGAAGGGUAUUGUUGAUCAUACCAAAGCUGUCUUCUUCAACAAGAGCACAAAGCAUGAGAUGACCCCUCGUGAGGCUUAUGACGCUGGCCUCGUCAGCCUUCGUGGAGCUAUCCAGGCUGCUGCCCUCUUUGACGUUUCUCCAUCACUCAUCGCGCCAGUGAAAAAGGUAGAACACAAAAAGCGGGUGAGUCGUCCUGGACAGCCUGGAAUGGAACUUGCUUCAGACCAAGUGAAGGUUACCCUCGCAGAAGCCAUGAAGCAGGGACUGAUCGACUCACGAAACCAGAGAUUCCGCCAAGGAGACAUCGACAUGAGCCUUGACGACGCCUUGAACCAAGGCCUCAUCGACCCGUCGAGCGAAUGGAUCGUUCCAUCGAAGAGUAACGGUGUUGGUCCCACUAUCGAAGAAAAGACAACCGAAAGCGUCACUGAAACUGGACAACAGUUGGCACCCAAAUAUUAUCCUGACAAAAACAUCGAAGAGUCAGUAACUACUGUCAAGCGUGUCCGAACCACAGAGACCACAGCUCUCGGAGGACCUGGUGGAGUCUCAGUGUACAGAGCAAUUACUGGCGGCAAAGGUGCGAUGGAAGUACCCGGAAACGGCUAUCACAUCUACGAAGCAGAGCGCAAGGGUAUCAUAGAUCUUACCACGGGUAACAUCACUUCGCCAAAUGUGGAUCGCGCCAUUUCUUUCGCUGAUGGCAUUGAACUGGGCAUAAUUGACGCAUCUUCAAUUUCUGUGAAGGAUCCCAAGUCUGGACGUAUGUUGAAUGUCAGAGAAGCUCUCGAAAAGAAAGUAAUGGAACCUGACGGGUCAGUAUCACAGCAUGGCCGGACUUUGAACAUUGAAAAGGCAGUUGAGGCUGGUAUUAUUGUCAUCGAUGCUGAGCCUGUCGUACCUGCAACUGGAGUUCCAAAGAAUAUCAUUGCCAUACCAUCUGGUGGAGGCCCUGUGAUCAGUUUCCGUCCUGUUGGAGUCCCUGUUGUAGAGGAGUCUGAGCAGUCAUGGUCAUUCGACUCCACGAAGGGCGUCCUUGUGGAUCACAUGUCAGGAGAACGACUGACUCUUGAACGAGCUCUUUUGGCUGGAAAGAUUCAACCCGAGGAUCUUGCUGUUCGAGAUGCUCUUACUGGUCGUGAAAUGUCGUUCACUGAAGCGGAGAAGUGGGGAAUCAUUGACAAAAAGGGCUACUACCUGGACAAGAUUGACAACAAGCGUUUGUCAUUCACUGAAGCCGCCCAACAGCAUCGUAUUUAUCCCACUGGAGGGGUACUUGACAACGCAGGAGAUGCGAUUCAUACCUCUGUGAAGAUGCAGACAAGAACGCAAGUCGCGAAGAAACAAGCCACCUCAACUGGAACACCUCAAAUAGAGAACACGCUUGGCCGUGCACUCAGCUUGGGAUGGUACAACGCCACUGAUGGAAUGUUCACCCAUCCUGACACACAUCGUCAGAUGACCCUCAAGGAGGCCAUUAUCAAAGGACUGUUCAAUCCCUACGAUACUUCUGUAGUGGACAAGAAGAACAACAAGAGGAUGUCCUUGCUAGAAGCCAUUCAAGAAGGCAUUGUUGAUGACACUGCUGGCACCGUACUGGACACUCAGACUCAGAAGAAGCACGACUUGAAUUCAGCCCUCAAAAUGGGUAUUUUGGAAGGGAAGAGUUUCGGUGACUCCCUCGAAUCUGGACUGUUUUCUGGUCGUCUUGAUCUGGCUACGGGAAGUUACACACAGCCCAGCGGUACAUCAGUACCCCUUCAUGAAGCUCUGAAGAAAAAUCUAGUGGACCAGAGCUCAGUCGUUGUGCGAGAUCCUGCUAGCGGAACUGAAUACUCUUAUCAUGAGGCUGUUUCUCGUCGAAUUGUCGAUCCAGAGCGAGGUCUGAUCCACAACCAGCAAACGAAUGAGGCAACUAGCUUCCCUCAGGCCCUUACUACCGGUCUAAUUGCUGGAGUUGGCUCUUCGUCUCGCCCCUCUCACGCUGCUCACAAAAUUGUCGAGCAGAAGCUGCAGCUGACACCUUUUGCACCCCAACAAGUCGUGCAGCGUCGUAACGGCGGCGAUGGUCGUCACGAAUACGUUGAUCUUGGUGGAGGAAAGCAAGUGAUGGUAAAGGUGGUCCGGGGAGAAGGUGGCGUUGAGAAAGGAGAAUAUGUGGAUCCUUCAACGGGAAUGAAAUUCACGAUCCAAAUGCAUGGUGAUCCUUUUGUAACGGAGACAAAAACUACUGUCAAGAGCACUUCUCAAGUUCAAUCAGUGGAGCUUGAACCCCAUGCCGAGUUCGUAGGAAUCGACAAGAUCAGGGAUAAAAGAAACGGCCGUACCAUGUCAUUGGAAGAUGCGAAACGGAUAGGACUAGCUCGUGUUGAUAAAAAAGGCAAACAAAUGACGAAAACAUACUCAGUGUUCCGGUCAAACAUCCAAAACGCCCUCAACAAUGGUGUGCUUGAUGCUCAUAUGGAGAAGAUCAGUUUGGAGGAUGCUAUCCGAGCUGGAAUUAUUGACAUACGCGAGCUUAGCUACAGAAAUCCCAAGUCUGGCGAAUCUAUCCCGCUCACACAGGCCGCCAACAUGGGUCUAGUGGACGUCACGCUUGCUGAAACUUUGCCGAAAGGUGUCUGCAAUCCAACCAACAACGAAAGGAUCCCUAUCAAGAAAGCAAUUGAAAUGGGUAUCAUAGAUGCACGAACGGGUGAAGUCCGGGAUCCUCACACCCGAAAACGUCUUACUUGGUUGGAUAUCAUCAAGUCAGUCUACCAAGCGAUAACCAGCGAUGGAGUGUUUGAUCCCACCAAGGGACAGCGGGUUCCUGUGACGCAUGCCCUUAAUGAAGGCUUGAUAGAUCCAAAAUCCGGGAAGUACCACAACCCUAUCACAGAGGAAUAUAUUGAACUGAAAGAUGCAGUAGAUCGUGGCCUCAUAGAUAGCAGUACCUACGACGCCUUAACUAAGCCAUUCCUGGAGGAUUAUCGAACAAGGCGGCGCUUGAAUCUUGUCGAAGCUGUAGAAGCGAAACUCGUUGACCCAAAAAAUAAGACCAUUCAACUUUCCCGUCACAGCAUUGUUCCCAUCGCCAAAGCUGUAGAAGACGGCAGAAUCCCUAGCGAGAUCGGGGAGAAACUCAGGCAAAUCGACAAACUGAACUUCGCUGAAGCCCUUGGAAAAGGACUGAUCGACGUGACCUCGAACAUCUUCACGGACCAGGACACUGGACGUCAAAUGACGAUUGCCCAGGCUAUUGAGCAGGGUUAUAUUGAUACAGGAAAUGUGGAAGCUAUGGAAGGAUCGGAUGAAAAGAACCUGAGCAAUAUCAUCAAUUCUGAAGAAUUCGAUGAAAAUUCUGGUCGUAUCCGGGACAAACGAACUAGCUUGCACCUGACUUUCAAAGAUGCUGUGGAACGUGACGUGAUCGAUGGCGAUUCCUUGCUACACGACUUGGAAAGCGGUCAAACGCUAACCCUUAGAGAGGCCCUUGUACGACGAAAAAUCGAUAAUGAUGGCAAAUACAUUGCUGGGAACUUGAAGAUGACAUUGAAAGAUGCAGUGAAAGCAGGUCUCAUCGCUUUGAUAGCCUCACCCAUGCAGGCUGCUCAGGCAGUUGCUGAGGCGGUCAAGCGGCGAGAUGCUGAAGGCUACAAGUUCAAAAUCGAGAACUAUGGGGGCGACAGUCGAGGCAGCAGAACCAGCGUGCCUAAAUUCCGGGAGGAGACAGUGGUCCGGCUCACGCCACAAAAAGCUGAACCCUCCCUCACGGUGAGGAUGCGUCAUUCUCAGACGAACAUUGGAGAUCGUGCCAGGAGCAUCAUUGACGAUCCUUCGACCUUGGCCGAUUUACAGCACGAAUUCCUCUCAAAUCUGGAAGCUAGCCGUUUUGAUACUGAUGAGAAAAUCAUAACGAAUCCUUCUGGCGGUCAGAGGCUUUCUGUACGCGAAGCGGCUGAAACUGGUCUUCUUGACGUCCUCACUGGUGAAAUAGUUGUACCUGACACCGGCCGAAGGUAUUCCAUACCCAAGGCUGUUCAUUUGAACUAUGUACAAGGCGAGGCUGCAAAACGCUUGAUGGAAUCCCUGAAUAUGUCCAUCGAAGAACUCAAUCUUGCUCAACAACAGUCCACUCCCUCCCCAGGAGGAGGUGGGGAGGGUGGAUCGAGUGCAAGGACCUGGACAAAAACGGUUAAUUGGCACGGACAGCCGUCCGAGCUGAGGAAAUCACGAACGGAUCCCCUUGCUCCUUACACUACCUAUUCAUCGAGCGUAACGGAACGAGUACAGGAUGCUCCUUCCUGGGCUCGCUAA
Messenger RNA from Cooperia oncophora, 7971 nucleotides. The record is from the annotation of a GenBank genome assembly. Lineage: Eukaryota; Metazoa; Nematoda; Chromadorea; Rhabditida; Trichostrongylidae.